Molecule: messenger RNA, 1752 nt
Organism: Penicillium psychrosexuale
Lineage: Eukaryota; Fungi; Ascomycota; Eurotiomycetes; Eurotiales; Aspergillaceae
Product: amino acid permease GAP1
Exons: 3
Coding region: 1-1752 (583 amino acids)
Biological process (GO): amino acid transmembrane transport
Cellular component (GO): membrane
Molecular function (GO): amino acid transmembrane transporter activity
Source: RefSeq, a predicted model, not a curated record
AUGGAUGAGAAGAAGUUUGAGGAGCACACCGUCCAGACUGGAUCGGAUGCUCCCCCAUCCUAUGGCGACUCAUCUCUAACGCGAGGAAGCAUGGGCCGACGAAUCCUUGACAGCUUCAAGAGAGACCCCAACCAUGUCCUCAGUACUCCUGGAGCUGAUGGAACUGCCAUGGAUGUCGAGGCUGCCGCCGCCCAUAACACUGCCCACUCACCGCUGCAGCGACACUUGAAGGGUCGUCAUCUGCAGAUGAUUGCCAUCGGUGGUUCUAUCGGUACUGGUCUUUUCGUUGGUUCCGGAUCUGUUUUGGCCGUCGGUGGUCCAGCCUCAGUACUGAUCGCCUAUAUUUUGAUCGGAUGCAUGCUUUACUGUACAGUUCACGCCUUGGGCGAAAUGGCUGUUCUUUUCCCCGUUGCCGGUUCUUUCGCCCACUAUUCGACUCGUUUCAUGGAUCCUGCUUGGGGUUUUGCUAUGGGCUGGAAUUACGCUCUUCAGUGGCUCAUUGUCCUACCCUUGGAGAUUGUCGCCGCUUCCAUCACAGUCGAUUACUGGAAUCCAGGUGUUUCAAACGCUGCCUGGGUAACUAUCUUCUGGGUUGUGAUUGUCUCAAUCAACAUGUUCGGUGUCCGAGGAUAUGGUGAAGCCGAAUUCGUCUUCUCCAUCAUCAAGGUCGUUGCCGUGCUUGGUUUCAUUAUCCUAGGAAUCAUCCUCAACUGCGGUGGUGGACCCGAAGGUGGAUACAUCGGCGCCAGGUACUGGUACGACCCAGGUGCAUUCAGGAACGGUUUCAAGGGUCUCUGCAGUGUUUUCGUCAAUGCUGCGUUCGCCUUCGCUGGAACCGAACUUGUUGGUCUUGCCGCCGCCGAGACCGCCAAUCCUCGCAAGUCCCUCCCCACUGCCGUUAAGCAGGUCUUCUGGCGUAUUGCUCUCUUCUACGUGGUUUCCCUCACCCUCGUCGGCCUCCUGGUGAGAUACGACGACCCCAAACUCAUCAGCGGUUCCUCCUCCGCCGACGCCAAGGCCUCUCCUUUCGUCAUCGCCAUUGAGAACGCAGGAAUCAAGGCUCUGCCUUCCAUCAUGAACGUUGUCAUCAUGAUUGCGGUCCUCUCUGUCGGUAACUCCUCCGUUUACGGAUCCUCGCGUACUCUUGCUGCCCUUGCCGAGCAGGGCCAAGCCCCCAAGUUCCUCGCCUACAUCGACCGCAAGGGUCGUCCGCUACCCGCCACUAUUAUCGCGUCUGCCUUGGGUCUGCUUUGCUACCUCGCCGCCUCCGAUGUGCAGACGACCGCCUUCGAAUGGAUGAUGGCCAUCUCGGGUCUGUCAUCUAUCUUCACCUGGGGUUCCAUCUGUGCUUCCCACAUCCUCUUCCGUCGCGCGUGGAAGAAGCAGGGCCACACCUUGGAUGAGCUUGCAUUCCGUUCCCAGCCCGGUGUUAUUGGCUCGUGGGUCGGUCUCAUCUUCAACAUUCUCGUGCUGAUUGCCCAGUUCUGGGUUGGUUUCGCCCCCAUUGGUUACGGAGAAAUGACUUCCCAGGAGAUUGCCUACAAUUUCUUCUCCGUCUACUUGGCCGCUCCCGUGGUUCUGGUUUCUUACGUCGGUUACAAGAUCUAUUACAGGUGCAAGUUUGUGAAAUCCUUAGAGGUGGAUUUGGACACCGGUCGUCGCGAUCUUGAUAUCCAACAUCUGGUUGAGCAGGAAUUGGCCGAGCAAAAAGAAUGGCCCAAGUGGAAGAAGGUUUACAAGUUCUUCUGUUAA